CCUUCGAUAUUCGCCACCACUGACUGCUGGUUAGCUCAUCAUUAGUCCACAAUCCUCAGUACUCACGCAAAUUUGGAGCAGCAGUCGCCGACGCCUCGCUGGUGGAAAUGGGGAAGAAAGCCAUCCGAUACGCCGUGGUGGAUGCCUUCGCGACCGAGCCGUUCAAGGGCAACCCCGCCGCGGUGUGCCUCCUCGAAGGGGAGAUCGCCGCCGCGGCCGGGGACGACCGGUGGAUGCAGUCCGUCGCCACCGAGUUCAACCUUUCGGAGACCGCCUUCCUCGUCCGCGACUCCUCCCGUCCAGCCGGCGCCGCCCCGCGCUUCCACCUCCGAUGGUUCACUCCCGUCACCGAGGUCGAGCUAUGCGGGCACGCGACGCUGGCCUCUGCCCACUUCCUCUUCACUACAGUUCUCGCGGAGGAUGGCAUGAUCGAGUUCAUGACCAAGUCCGGUGUGCUGACCGCAAAGAAAGUUCCUGCUGCCCAGGGGAGCACCCGCAUCGUCCCGGGUGAGGAGCAGGGGAAGCUGUUUAUUGAGCUGGAUUUCCCCAUGAUUGAUUUCCUAGAUUGCGACGAGAUGCCAUCCAUCCCGGAGACCCUGAACCGGGCAUCAAUCGUCAGCGUUCACAGAUCGGCGGCCGACGGCGAUCUCAUUGUGGAACUUUCUUCGGGAAAGGAGGUUGCUGACAUCGUUCCUAACAUCGAUGAGAUCAGAAAAUUGUCCUGCGGAGGUGUUAUGCUUACAGGACCAGCACCUGCUGGAUCUGGUUAUGACUUCUUCACACGUUUAUUCUGCCCGAAAUUUGGGAUGGAUGAGGACCCUGUUACUGGCAGUAUACAUUGUGUACUGGGACCCUAUUGGGGCAGGAAGCUUGGGAAGCAAAAACUGACGGCAUUUCAAGCAUCUCCAAGGGGUGGAACACUGUACCUGGAACUGGAUGAUGCAAACCGGAGAGUGAAAAUCCAGGGAGAAACUGUUACUGUCGUGGCUGGGACAGUGCUGGCGUAACAUGUCAUCUACUCAGGCAUGUUUUGUAGGAAAAGGAGUUGUAAUAUGAGCUACGGUGUGGCCAAUUAGGCUAUGCUACUAUGUACUGGUUUGAGAGUAAAAUAGUUAAGGGGAAUAAAAAUGUUGAUCCUUUUUUUCGCUUGAGAGAAAACCCGAACUCUCCUAUGAAUACCUGAACAAUGUCAACAAAAUAACCUAGUCUACCCCAACUUGCUUGGGAAGUUCAAAUAAGCAUGUUAAUGAUGAAA
Molecule: messenger RNA, 1255 nt
Organism: Lolium perenne
Lineage: Eukaryota; Viridiplantae; Streptophyta; Magnoliopsida; Poales; Poaceae
Biological process (GO): biosynthetic process
Cellular component (GO): cytoplasm
Molecular function (GO): isomerase activity
Source: RefSeq, a predicted model, not a curated record